Messenger RNA from Alosa sapidissima (American shad), 3507 nucleotides. RefSeq names its product complement C1r subcomponent-like. The coding region runs from base 272 to 3229 and encodes 985 amino acids. NCBI's taxonomy places the organism in Eukaryota, Metazoa, Chordata, Actinopteri, Clupeiformes, Clupeidae. The transcript has 16 exons. Gene Ontology annotation, molecular function: calcium ion binding; serine-type endopeptidase activity. Gene Ontology annotation, biological process: proteolysis. The record is from RefSeq and is a predicted model, not a curated record.
UAUCCCUCUCUCAUGUCUGUCUCUCUCCUCCUUUCUCUCUCUCCCUCUCUCUCUCCUCCUUUCUCUCUCUCUCUCUCUCUCCUCUAACUCUCCCUUUCUCUUGUAGCCAAACCAAACAUAACUACUUUACUGAUGUGACUUUUAGACGGCUGGUCCAGGAUCAAUCACCAUUUUUACCAACUGAAGCAUGUAAUAACACAACAGUCAACAUAGAGUUUGUUGUUGAUUGCUGACUGUAUGUGCAUAAAAGCGAGCAGGCCUAAUACUCAACAUGAAGUGGAAAUAUUCCGUUCUCUGCACCCUUUUGGGUGUGAGUGUGUGUGUGUGUGAGUCGAUCUCUCCUGAAGUGAUGUACGGGGAGGUCAAGUCUCCUCUGUACCCCCAGCCUUACCCAGCUGGUGUGUAUGAGGAGUGGGAUCUGACCGUCCCCACCGGCUACAAGAUCCAGCUCACCUUCACCCACUUGGACAUCGAGCCUUCAGACGACUGCUACUAUGACUCACUAAUGGUCAUAUAUAAUGACAACAUUUUGUGGAAGUUCUGUGGUCAAGCCAACUCUGCUGAUGGAAAUCACCCUGGCAACCAGCCUAUUUUGGCCCCUGGCAACCGCCUCCGCUUGAUCUUCCAAGCAGAUGAGACCAACCCGGGACUGCACAAGCACCUCGGUUUCUCAGUGUUCUACCAGGCCGUGGAUGUGGACGAGUGUGCGGAAGGGGCGGAGCCAGGCAAGACCUCACCCUGCUCCCAGAUCUGCCUCAACACCCUGGGAUCCUACUUCUGCUCUUGUCACCAUGGCUACAACCUCCGUGCCGACCAGCGCACAUGCAUGCCGAGUUGCCAGGGUGGGGAGUUCCGUGAGCUGGAGGGCACCCUAAGCAGCCCGGGCUACCCAGAGCCCUCACCCCACGGCCUGCACUGCCUCUACAACAUCUCCGUGGAGCCCGGCUUCCUCAUCACACUCAACUUCACACACCACUUCCACAUCGAGCACAUCAACAACCCACAGCCCUCCUGCCUCUACCACUGGCUGCAGGUGACCAUCCCGGGCAGUAAGCCUAGGAAGCUGUGUGGUAGCGAGAGCCCUGGCGUCAUGGUCACCGGCUCUCACUGGGUCCAGCUGGAGUACCACACGGACUGGGCCGGGCUGAGCCGCGGGUGGAGCCUCCACUACACCACCCAGAGGGUGAAGUGUGAAAUUCCCAACGGCGUGGAUAACGGCCGCGUCACCCCUUCCCUGACCGAGUACCUCUACAAAGACUACAUCCACGUGCGCUGUCUUAAGGGCUACAAGCUGAUGCAGGAUGGAAGGGAGAUCGAGGCCUUUGGAUCCAUGUGCCACAGUAACGGGAGAUGGCACAAGUCUCUUCCGGAGUGCCACAUCACAGAUUGUGGAGACCCAAAGCCUUUGCUGAAUGGCCGAGUGACAUUUCUCUCCAUCACUGAGAAGCAGUACCUGUCUGUCAUUGAGUAUCAGUGCAAUGAGCCCUACUACGCUUUCCAGGAAUCAGACAGAGUGCGCUACACCUGUGCAGUAGAUGGAGUUUGGAGGGACAGGAACAACAGUGACAUCAUACCUCCAUGUGUCCCAGUAUGUGGCCGUCCUGAGACAGUAAAGAAUGGGAAUGUUCCCUGGUUCGUCUCUGUGAGCGUGGACGGGGGUAAAGGAGCAGGAUCUGUAAUAGGGAACAGAUGGAUCCUCACUGCAGCCAGCAGCCUGCUGCCCAGAGGGGAUGCCACCACAACCACACGGCAAGUCAAGUUAUCCAUCAAUGAGUCUGCUCUUGAGGUGACAGCCCUGCAUAUUCACCCCUCGUACAACCAGUCAGACAGCCUGACAUAUUUCAACCACAACAUUGCCCUGGUCAAACUGAGGAGUCUCAUCACCUUCAAUGCUGAUGUUACUCCACUGUGUCUUCCCACAGAGAAGUCUGACCGUGCUGGGCUGCGUGGUUUGGUAUCAGCAUUCCCGUCCAACUCCAGCAAUGAUAAGGGCAUCUGGCUCCCUCUAGUGGAUCAUGGGAAGUGUAACAGCAGCAAACCAGAGGUCCUUUCUGCCAAGACCCUGUGCUCUGAGGGAGCGAGGUCUCUCCUCAGUGAUUAUAUGGGGGCGGCGCUCGGGGUGGAGGAGGAUGGCAGGUUUGGGGCAGCGGGGGUCUUCAUUCAGACCGUUGCCAAUCAGGAAGGGGGUGCGUAUGGAGUUUACACCCGCGUUUCUCAGUAUCAACACUGGAUCAGAGAUACUAUACAGCAACACUACUGUGAACACCCUGAGCUUCCCAACAUGGUGGAGCUGGUGGACCACGACAUACGAUAUGAGCAGCACAGUGAGCUCCAACUGCAAUGUGCCUCUAAGUACUACAGUCUACAGGGAGAAGAGAAGUACACGUGUGCAGCCGAUGGUGUGUGGAGGUCUGGGACUGGACAUUCCGUUUGGCCAACAUGUGUUCCAGUGUGUGGGAUCACAGAGGUCCCGCUCCACAGCAGUGCUCGUAUUCUGGGUGGCAGGGCAGCAAGGCUGGGGGCUGUGCCCUGGCAGCUCCUGAUGAAGGUGCCGUACCGCGCCGGUGCCUCCCUGCUCAAUGACCGCUGGGCUCUCACCGCCGCCUCUGUGGUGGACGGACACACAGACCGCAACCUCACCUUGUACGGAGGCAUGGUCGACAGCCUGGACAGCAAACAAGUCGUCAUGGUGAGCGAGAAGGUUGUCAUCCACCCUGGCUACAAGCGGGGUCUGUCCGAGGACGAACUCACCAGCUACGACAACGACAUCGCCCUGAUCAAGCUCUCCUCCAGGGUGAGGCUCGGCCCUACUCUCCGCCCCGUGUGUCUGCCGGAGAGGACGACCGGCAGCGCCGCCCUGGAGGGGAAGAUGGGGACUGUGUCCGGGUUCGGCACCUGGGAGAAGGGCUUGCGGAGCCGGAGGCUCCGACAUGCCCCCAUCAGGGAGUACGCCCGGGAGCAGUGCGCGGAGACGCCGGUCCACGGCCUGCAGCAGCAGCCAAUGGCCUUCACCCACAACAUGUUCUGCGCCGGGCUGGAGGCCACUGACAGCUGCCAAGGGGACAGUGGUGGGCCUCUGGUGCAGCCCGUGGUGGGCUUGCAGAGGCCAGGGCAACUCUAUAGAGUGAAAGGCAUUGUGUCCUGGGGGCCUGUGUGCGGAAGUAAGACAUACUACACCAAAGUCCAGAACUACCUGGACUGGAUCACAGAGACCAUGGAAAAGGAUUAGUAGGGCAGUGGAAAAUGUUACAUUUGCCUUCAUAAAUUGUUUUAAUAAACACUAGGACUAAAUAAAAAGGAAUUGAUGUGGGUCACUUCUAGAGACUUUGCCACAUAAGCCCCUCAUAAGCCUGCAAUGGAGCAGAAUUGGGUCUGUUGGUUGAAAUUGUUCUGCUAAAUGAAUGAAUGUAAAUGUCAAAUGUAAAUGUCAAAUUGAAAGUGAAAUGAAUAUGGAUUAUUUUGUCUGUAAAUUUGUAGUCAUUGCAAGAUAUUUUUGUGUAUCGAGAG